Molecule: messenger RNA, 7038 nt
Organism: Eimeria mitis
Lineage: Eukaryota; Apicomplexa; Conoidasida; Eucoccidiorida; Eimeriidae
Product: dynein beta chain, flagellar outer arm, putative
Biological process (GO): microtubule-based movement
Cellular component (GO): dynein complex
Molecular function (GO): dynein light intermediate chain binding; ATP binding; minus-end-directed microtubule motor activity
Source: RefSeq, a predicted model, not a curated record
AUGAAGUGCCCUUGGAAGCAAUCUCCUGCCGUUCGACUGGCAUCUCCUACUAUGGACCGCGAGGGUGUGAAGCUGAGCCUUACGGGGGACAGACUUAGCCAUGGAAAAAUACAUGGCGGAAGAAGCGGGCGCCCUAGUACUCCCUUGCCGUCAACAGAUCCAGGGCAGAAGCAGACUGGUCAUUCCCAGUGGCACGAUCGACCCGGUGGCCCUAUGUCUCUUCCAGGUUUGCAUCGCAGCUCGCCUAGUACUGAAAUGCUAAAGCCGUCGAGUUGCUCGCAACACUUUGGAUUGCAGGGUACUAAAUCCAGAGCGACUAUCCCUGACUUAGAGGACAAAAAGCAAGGAUUUUGUUUGCCUGAAACAGAUCUUAGAUCUGUGGGGGUCGAAUCACCCGAGAAGGGGCCUGUAAAGCUGGGAUUCGUCGCGACCGGAAAGGAACAUGCGGGGUCUAUGCAAAGCGAUGAAGCCGUUGCAACAGUGGCCGUUAACACGGAUUUUGUCCUGAGGCCGCCUUGGGCUUCCGUCCAUAUUGGCUCCCAUGACCUGUCGUUGUGCCCACCCCAACCCAGGAGGAUAAUUUCUGCUGCACAAGCUGCAGCCGCCUCGUUUAUGGGAACAACACAGCGAUCGGAACACCGAAGCUCAUCGUUAGCCUCACGCGCUUCAGUUGUACCUCGCAGGCGAACCUUCACAACAUUUCGCGAAUGGCUGGCCCAAGAUCACCGCCAUUCCCGAAAGGCGUGGGGACCGAAUGGGCAGUUUCCUGCUCGCAGGGGCCUGAGCCACAGCGCCACAACGGAGCGCUCUCGCAUCCUGCUGUCUGCAGCAGCUAUGAAGAGGAGUGCUGCGGAAAGCAGAGCACGCCAUGCUGUUGAGGCUGAAGUGAGGGAACUCAGCACAAAUCAAACUCCACAGCAGCAACAGGAAGCAUACGUGAAAGCCCAGCAAAAGGCACUAGCACUCCAGCGGCAGCAGCAGCCAACUGUCGACGAGGCGGUAGCGAGAGAGGAAGCACGAGCUGCGGCUGCUGCUGCUGCUGCCGCAGCUGCCUCUGCUGCGAUAGCCCAAGCGCAGUGGCCUUCGCGCCAUAAGCUCAGGCAGCAGGAACUGGAGCAAAUGCACCGCCAAGAGGCAAAAGUAAAACGAGGCUCAGCUUCGGACUCAGUGAGCGAUAGACAGCAGCCAGCAGCAGGGGACCGCAGCCCAUCACGACCGAGAAGUAACGAUACCCCAGCUCAGGAGGCACGGAAGCAAAAGUCCGAGCAGAUCCCUGAAGGACGUCAGGGUCCAUCUGCUCCGCGUAAGCCUGAAAUAACACCCGUAACGGCAGCAGCAAAAACUAAAUAUGCUACAGGAAAGCCCCUAACGCUGCCACCUCAGUGCCCGUGGCCGACUAAACCUCGACCACCUGGAAAUUCUUCAAGGAAGAGGCUCAAACAACUAUCUGCUCAGGAACGGUUACAACGAAGCCCAACGAGGAAAAAUGCGGACACAAACAAUAAUAUCGACUGUCUGGACGGGGCUUCACAGGCCUCCGGUGACGAGGAGGAUGCUCAGCCCUUCAACCCCCUAGACGAGGUGUUGGUGCUGUUGCGAAAGAUCAAAAGAGCUGAAAGUUAUUCAUUCAGUAUACCGCGUUACAAGCGAAGUGUGCACAAGGGCACUAGGAAUGACGGAACCCAGCAGCAGGCUGUCCACGUAGUCUCAGCAGUUGCUGAGAGCGUCUGGAGCAACUCCAAGACCACCGAAUCCAGUGGAAAGAUUCUGGCUGAUCUAGGACCUUCCGAGCCUGAAGGCGAGCAACGAAACGAUCAUCAACACUACGAAAGGAACCCUUCGCAGCAUGGGUUAUCGAGGCUUAAGUACCUUCCACUGGAGGCUUUUGACAUUCCUGAAGAAUAUGGCGAAGCAUCGCCUGAAGCUUUGUUGCAGCGCUGCCGAUUUGAAUGCCAGCAGCGCCGUCUUAAAAUGAGGCACCGCAGCAAAGUGUCCUCAGCGCAAACCGUUAAUGUGCACCCUACGCAGUGUGAAGCCGUCAACCAGAUCUGUAAUGCUGAUGGGUGCACUCUUCCCGAGAAUGCCGAAGCCUCCGCUACUACUCCUAGUGAAGAUGCGGUAGAAUUGCACCGUCAACAACAGGAGCACGACGCAAUGGAAUGUGCCUCUCACAAGCCGAAAACUCAUGAAGAACGGGAACCAGUAGGGGCAGACACUGAUAAUCAGCGUGUAGCGUCCUACGACAUACAAUUAUCCGAGCAGCAGCCCGUUUCGCCGGCGGAAGCGGUUCAUACGGACAAGUUCAAAAUCAAAGCUGCAAGUCCUGCCAACGAGAACACGGAAUGUAACGCAUCUGCUUUGGUUGAAGAUAACAUCGAAGGAGAAGCUGAGGCGGAAGUACUGCAUUUUGUGGGUAACAGCUGGACGCGCAUUCCUUGUGUCAUUCUCCGCUACGAUAGCGACCAGAAACGAUUUGAGGUGCAGCUCCGAGACGGAACGCUUAAGACUGUCAGGCGGUUGGCGCUUCGCUUCUGUUUUGAACCCCCUCAGCUCCAGCAACAGCGGAUAGAAAUUUGCACAAGCAGACGGCGGCAAGCGCUGACUCGUCAACACUUUCUUAACUCGGUCAAUGGCCUACCAUCUUCGGCCUUUUCCCCACUGCCACAGAACUUCAUUAAUUGCAUCAUCAAAACAGCUACUGGAAUUGGCCCGCUACGGAAUCGCAGCGUGCUUCUGGAUUCUCUCCGUUUAGCAGUACAGCACCUCAAAAGUCGCUUCCUUGAAGCAUCGAAGCUUAGCGCUGUGUUGUAUUGUGCGGAACGUCUAAGGGUAGCUGGCAAACUUGAGUCGCGUCUGUUGAAUAACCCUUUUCAGCAGAAACAACAGCAACAGCAGCCGCAUGUAAACGAAGACUCUCAGGAGGGGGAAGAGGGUAAGGAGCAAGCACCACUACUGCAGGUCCUCCAGCCGAUGCUCCCGGCGCCUCCGCCUGCCCUUGGUAGGCUGAACAUAGGCGCUACGGGAUCAUUUGAAGCUGCACUGGCGCCGCUUCGGAAAAAGCCCCUCUUUGCUAAUAACAAGACCUUCAGACUGAGCUUGCUUUUGGAGGGAACAUUUUGCGACUUGGGAGGGCUGAGCUUCUUUGACCUGCCAAGCCGAAAGCUCCAGCGCAUCAGCUUUGCAAGGGUAUUCAAGAAGUCUGCAACUCUGAAGGUUGGCGAGUGGACGAUCCCGGAUCCAGAUCAAUACCUUAUAUACCAACAGGCAUUGUCUUCCGACGUAGCUGAUGCCCUUCGCGAGCUUGGAAGGGACUCUUUAUGUCACGCCCUAAUCAACGCAUUUGGCCCCUUGCAUACAGCAGCAGCUACAACUUAUGCAGCAGCUAGCGCGGGAGCGGUAGCAGCUUCAGCAACUGCCUCUUCUCCCACCUCAACCAGCAUGACAACGGCUCUUCCAGAUGUAUUCCUUCGCCGCCAGCUCAUUCGGUUCAACGCGAUGUUGCGGAGCAACUUAUUAUCAUUUGUCAUCGAAUCCGCAAAUGAAUGGAAGCAUUACAUGCUGCGGGCUGUCGAAGAGCGGCUUGACCCCGACGUGCAAAAAGGAGCAGCGGCAGCGCCUGAUGCUGCAGUUGCGGCGGGCUUCUCCUUAAAAGGAAACGUUCCCUGCUUCCUGAAGCUGCACAUAAUCAUCUCUAAUGACUCUCCCACAUUUCACCCUGGCCCAGAAAAGCAAGGUGGAAGACAUUCUCCGUCAAGCGCUCUUGACAAUGGUGGAUGCGACGCAGACAUUGUACCGUUCGCGGCCUCUUCAGAUGAGCCCCUCCUACGUCUAUCCCUAGAGGACCCGUUUCUAGCCGAUGCCGAGAGAGCAAUGGUUUCUGCAGUACAAGUUUCUUUUGCAGUGGCAGAAGAACUGCGUCAGCAACUUGCAGAAGUGGCUGCUUCUCUAUCCGCUGCCGUAGAACUUCCCGUUGAUGUAAAUGGAAUGGUGGACCUGCAAAAACUGCAGUCCGACCUUCAGGGAUAUAAGGAUGCUGAAGAUCGCCUGCAAAGGUUGUCUCCUCGGAUUGCAGCUAGGAUCUUUUUUGUGGAUGGCGAGAAGGCCAGGGCAAUGCUACGCUCCAAAGCACAAAGACUCAAGGAGCAAAUAUGCAACAAGGCCUUGGCGUGGGCAGAGAGCGAAAUUAACGAUCUCCACGAGGCGUGGGCAGAGGCAUUAGCGAAGGCCUCACUGGUGCCAACGAACGAGCAAGAGUUGAUUGAACUGAAGAAGUAUCUGGCUGUUGUUCAUCAGGAUACAGCCCCUUUGAUUACUAGAGGUCAACGUCUCGCUAAUCUGAUAGCACUCCUUGAAGAGCAUUUUGUCUUUGCUUCUUUAAGGGUGCAGAAGCAGGCCUUUGAACUCGACUGUUGCCCAAUGAGGCUUAAGAUGGCCCUCUGUGAGACAAAUGGCAUCCUUGAUUUAGCAAAAGAAAGACUCGAAGCGAGGCGGCAAGUAAGCGCUCAACAUUUGCAACUCGAAUCUGAGGAAUUGCGUGUUGAAGUGGACACAGCAGCUACCAUGUUCAAGCAUGUAGAAGAAUCCGCCGAAUAUUUACCAGUUUUGGAGAAACUGAGCCAGCGAGUUCAAGCCGCUCGAUUGGAAGUCGAUAACUUGCGCAAAGCUGAAGGACUCUUCGGUCUUGAGGCGUCGGAGUUUGAAGAGCUUGAAGGCGUUUGCGUCGUCUUUGACCGGCUCAAUGAUCUUUGGACCGCUGCGAGCAACUUCAUAAAGAGUCGAGAAGAAUGGCAAGCCGCUUCAUUAUCUCAUCUGGACUGUGACGAAGUGGAAGAAAAACUGCAGCAGUGGCGGCAAGUGGCCUCAUCUACACGAAGGGUGGCCGGCGUUUUCCGAUCGGUCGAGCCUCUGCAGGCAUGCGACAAACUCCUUCAAGCUAUCGCCUCCUUUCAGAAGAUGCUGCCCCUGAUGAAAACGCUGACGCACCCAUCGUUUCAGGCAAAGCAUUGGCAGGAACUCGCUGCGAGACUGAACGUCGAAGCAUCUGGAGAGGAGCAAGCCAUAUCACUCAACACCCUCCUCCAAAAAGGAUUGCCGGAAGCCACACAAGCUGUUGAAGUCAUUGGUUCUUCUGCAAUGCGGGAAUUCCGCACAAAAGCUUGCUUCCAAAAGAUGAGGGGAGCAUGGCGAGCCCUGCGCAUGGAAUUAGUGAAUCUUGGUAAUGAGGCGUUGGGCCGGAAAAUGCUCAAAGGCUUUGAUGCAGUCAACUCUUUGAUAGAAGAGCACCAAGCCAGCGUGCAAAGUUUGCAGGCUUCCCAGCUUGUUGGUGGCGUAGAGGUGCAGGCACGUGAAUGGCUUCGGAAGCUAAGCGACCUCGAAACCUUAUGUAGCCUUUUGGAAGCUUGCCAGGUGUCGUGGGUGUAUUUGACACCAAUUUUCGACUACCCGGAAAUGCAGCAGCAGCUUGCUAAGGAAGCCCAACUGCUCAGCGCUGUGGGCAUCCUGUGGAAGGAGGAAGUCAUUGGGCGGCUUGACGACAAUGCGAAUUUGCUAGAUCUGGUUGAGCUUGAAGAACUACCUCAAAAGUUGCGUUCAGCUUGCAGUGACAUGCAAUUAGUAGUGAGGGGGCUUAACGACUUUUUGGAGAAAAAGCGGCUCGCAUUCCCGCGGUUUUUCUUUUUAUCCAACGAGGAGCUUGUUCAGCUUUUAGCAGGCGCUAGCCAUGCCGAAGCGCUUGCGCCCCACGUCCAAAAGUGCUUCGAGGGCAUUCAUUCGUUGAACUUCGAUAAGGACACCAAGGAAGCGAACACUAUAUUCUCGCACAGAGAGGAGGCCCUUCCUCUGUUGGCAUCAGUUCGGCUGGUAAAGGACGGACAGUCAGCUAGUAUCGAAGACAUAUUCUUAUCCAUCGAACGCGAAAUGUGCGCGGCUCUCCAACAGGCAAUGCAGAAAGCAUGGGAAGAGUUCCCUUCAGCCCCAAGCCGGCUUGUAUGGACAACGGAAAUAUGUGCAUGUGCCCAGGCAGCUCUCGCCAUAGCGCACUGCUGCUGGACUGCCCAAGUAGAGACAGCAAUCCUACAGCACCAGCUGCCUCAUCUGGUCAAGGACCUGCAACAUCAGCUUCAACAGGUAGUCCAGGCUGUCAGAGGGCCACUAAGCCCCAUGAGUCGCUCGGCUCUAGCAACCCUGUUAACACUAGAUGUGCACUGUCGUGAUGUGACGGAGGAGUUGGUGCAAGCGAAAACGACCCACAUAACGCAGUUUGAAUGGAUCUCUCACCUCCGCAGCUACUGGACUCCUGCUGCACACCAGUUGGGUGGCGGAGCUGGGUCUGCAGGAUUCCUUGUGGGGGGAAGAGGACCCAAUAAAGGCGUAGCGCGUGGGAACUUCGGUAGCCUGCAGCUUUCUAUGGUAGAGAGUUGUCUAUGCUAUGGCUUCGAAUUGCUACGGAGCCCAGACCGUUUGGUGGUAACACCCCUUACAGACCGCUGUUACCGCACACUAAUGACGGCACUGCACUUCCAGUAUGGAGGCGCACCUGAGGGUCCGGCUGGAACGGGGAAGACGGAGACAACUAAGGACCUUGCAAAGGCUGCAGGAAAGCCCUGUCUUGUUUUCAACUGCAGCGAGGGUCUAGAUGCCGCGGCGAUGGCGGCGUUGCUUAAGGGCCUUGCAGCAAGUGGCGGCUGGUGUUGUUUUGACGAAUUUAAUAGGCUUCAGCUGGACGUCUUGUCUAUAGUUGCACUGCAGAUAUCAGCUAUCCAACAAGCUAUAAGACGAAAAGCCAUAACGUUCGUCUUUGAAGACACGGAUCUUCAGCUUAAUCCAACUUGCGCAAUCAAUAUCACUAUGAACCCUGGAUAUGCUGGCCGUUCAAUCCUGCCAGAUACGCUGAAGGCCCUGUUUCGUCCUUGCACGAUGAUGGUCCCUGAUGCUGCACUGAUUGCAGAAGUCAUGUUAUACUGUAGCGGCUUUCAGGAUGCCUUCAAGCUUUCAAAGAAGGUAUCCAAGUACUCCAGCCGUGGUAGUGCACACCCCUAG